GAGCUGGUGAGACUUCUGCAGCAGACUUUGAGGACCUCCCAGUGUGAAAGGCUGCCACUGCGCCGUCCACCCCCGAUCCCAGGUUCAUCUGCUGCUUCAGACCAGACUCAAGGUCCGGCAGUUAGCAAGGAAGAGGCCGCUCAGUGGGAGGCCCUGCUUCAGGAAAAGGACGGACAGGUUCAGUCCCUGUGCGGCCACAUGGAGCGUCUCGCCCUGGAGAAGGAGAGUCUGCAACAGGAGCUGAAGGGCCUGAAGAUAAAGGUGGGGGAGAUAAACGACCAGCUGGGCAUGCUGAUGGAGACCAUCCAGGCCAAGGACGAAGUUAUCAUUAAACUGUCGCAGCAGAGCUCCGAGCAGAGCUGCAAUCCAGGCAACGGGUCACCACCUCCCAACAGAGACCAGCAGGAAGUGGACAUCCUCAAGGACAGUCUUGAAGGCUACAAAUCCCAGAACAAGUUCCUGAACAAAGAGAUCCUGGAGCUGACAGUAUUACGCAGGAACGCGGAGAGCAGGGAAAAGGCUUUAGAAGCAAAGUACACGGCCCUGGAAGCCAAGCUGUGCCAGGUGGAGAGUAAGUAUCUGGUGCUGCUUCAAGAAGUGAAGAUGCCAGUAUGUUCGUCCUCAGAGCAGAGUCCAGCCCGAGAGGUCAUCUCAAGAUUACUGGAGGAUGCGCUGCAGGCAGAGAGCUCCGAUCAGCAAGAGCACCCCAUCUUUAAACCCAAUACUGUCAG
Plectropomus leopardus (leopard coralgrouper) is the source of this 731-nucleotide messenger RNA. NCBI's taxonomy places the organism in Eukaryota, Metazoa, Chordata, Actinopteri, Perciformes, Serranidae. The record is from RefSeq and is a predicted model, not a curated record.